CUCCCGAAAGUAACUCUGGAAAUCCCGCAUCACGCCAUUGGAGACACCGGACCAGACUAGAGACCUCGAAAUCGAAUCGCCUCACUCACGCCGUUUCCAUUCGAAUCCUCCUCACCUCCGUUGCUUAGCUUCUGAGUUUCAGCUUUCCGGUUUACAGCGUCCUCUCCUCCCUCACCUGCUGGCUGCGCCUCCGGUUCGUGACUCCGACAACGUCUCCGAGACCUGUCCAUUGCAAGGGUGUUCGUCGUUCACCUUACUCCUCCAUUCUCCCUGCUUCGUCUUCUUCCUUCCUACCUUGUUUUCUGCCUCUAAAGAUGGAUGAAUAUCAAGAGAUGGAGAGAUUUGGUAUGGAUAAUGAUUUUGAAGGCGGUGAAUGGAUUGGUGGUGAGUUCUACUAUCGAAAGCGCAAAGAAAAACGCACUCAAACUAGAGAAGAUGUUCUUUAUGGGGUGUUUGCAGACUCUGAUGAUGACGAUGAUGAUUAUUCAAGCAGAAAACGGAGAAAAGAUCGUGACUUAUCUAAGAAGCCUGACCUCAGCAAGCCUGUGAAUUUUGUCUCUACUGGAACUUUUAUGCCUAAUCAAGAUGAUAACCAUUCUAAAGAACAGAUUGAAGAAGAAAGUUAUGCUAGUGAGGAUAGGCCAGGUUUAGGUCUUGGCAUGGGGACUACUAGCACUUCUGGUUCUGGGUUAGGUUUUAAUACCAGUCAUCGUGAAAAUGCUUCUGAUGGUGAUAAUGAUGAUGAUGGUUUUUUGCCUACAGCGUUUGGAAAGAAGAUUCAUGAGGGAGCAAUGAGAAGGGAGAAGGAAAAGGAGAGAGCAAAAUUGGAGAAGAAGAGAGCUCAAGGGAAAACUCAAGCUGAAGAUGGAUUUUCAGAUGUUGGGAAGUUUGAGAAGUAUACAAAGGGGAUUGGAAUGAAGUUGUUGGAGAAAAUGGGCUAUAAAGGAGGUGGUCUUGGGAAGAAUGAACAGGGUAUUGUAGCUCCUGUUGAGGCCCAUAUGAGGGCCAAGAAUACAGGCAUUGGAUUUAAUGACUCGAAGGCCACAACUCCUUUGCCAAGUGUGCAAGUUGAGAAGACAGCAUUGCCAGGAGUUGCUCAACCUACGACUGUCAGAGCAAAGGAAAGAUUAUGGUCAAAGAAAUCAAGGUCAAAGAAGAAGAAAGAUGAGGAAGAUUAUAUUACUGCUGAGGAAUUGUUAGCAACCAAUCAAGAACAGGGUCUGGAGGUUGUUCAGAAGGUUUUUGAUAUGAGAGGGCCACAGGUUCGAGUAAUUACAAAUUUGUCUGAUUUGAAUGCUGAGGAGAAGGCUAAGGAAAAUGAUGUUCCAAUGCCAGAGCUUCAACAUAACGUGGGGUUAAUUGUUAGGUUGGCUGAGGCAGAUAUCCAAGAGAUUGAUAGAAAUUUGAGGGGAGAGAGGGAGACGGCACUUAGCUUGAAAAAAGAAAAAGAGAAGUUAGAAAUUGAGGCAGCACACCAAAAAAAGCAGUUGGAAGAUUUGGAGCAAAUAACAAGUGUGCUGGACCGAGUCGGAGAAGAGAACUCAAUGGGGACAUUGACAUUGGAUUUGCUUGCCCAGUGCUUUACUGACUUGCGGAAAAGAUACACUCAUAGCUACAAGUUGUGUAACUUGUCAUGUAUUGCUUGCUCAUAUGCUUUGCCUUUGUUUAUUAGAGUAUUCCAAGGAUGGGAUCCUCUUCGAAAUCCAUCACAUGGGUUAGAAUUGGUAUCACGGUGGAAAACAUUGCUUCAAGAAGAAGAGUGCCUUGAUAUCUGGGAUGUAACAUCACCUUAUACUCAAUUGAUUUCUGAAGUUGUAUUACCAGCUGUUAGGAUUUCAGGUAUCAAUACCUGGCAGGCACGCGAUCCUGAGCCAAUGUUACGGUUUCUGGAGUCAUGGGAAAAGUUGCUUCCUUCUUCAGUUCUCACAGCCAUGUUGGACAAUAUAGUCAUGCCAAAAUUAUCAAGUGCUGUAGAUACAUGGGAACCACAUCGUGAGACAAUUCCUAUCCAUACUUGGGUGCACCCAUGGUUACCUUUGUUAGGGCACAAGUUAGAGGGAAUGUACCAGAUGAUACGCUUCAAAUUGAGUACUGUUCUUGGUGCUUGGCAUCCAAGCGAUGGCUCUGCGUAUGCUAUAUUGUCACCUUGGAAGACCGUAUUUGAUUCAGUGAGUUGGGAACAGCUCAUGCUUCGAUUUAUUGUGCCAAAGUUGCAGCUUGUCUUGCAAGAGUUCCAAGUGAAUCCAGCUGAUCAGAAACUUGAUCAGUUUUAUUGGGUGAUGAAUUGGGCUUCUGCUGUCCCAAUUCAUCUGAUGGUUGAUAUAAUGGAAAAGUUCUUCUUCACCAAGUGGCUUCAGGUUUUGUAUCAUUGGUUGUGCUCAAACCCUAACUUUGAAGAAGUAACAAAAUGGUAUUUGGGUUGGAAAGAGCUUAUUCCAAAGGAACUUCUGGCUAACGAAAGUAUUAGGUAUCAGCUAAACCGUGGUCUUGAUAUGAUGAACCAGGCUGUUGAAGGUAUGGAGGUGGUCCAGCCUGGCUUGAAAGAAAAUAUCAGCUAUCUGAGGGUACUUGAGCAAAGGCAGUUUGAGGCUCAGCAGAAAGCAGCAGCUAAUGCUCAAACCCAAGCUCCUUCAGGCUUGGGGGGUGCUGCCCAUAUGGAGAGUGCAGCAGGUGUGCAUGAGAUGAGCUUAAAGGAAGUCAUUGAGGCCCAUGCCCAGCAACAUGGUUUGCUAUUCAAGCUGAAACCUGGCAGAAUGCAUAAUGGUCAUCAAAUAUAUGGGUUUGGUAAUGUCAGCAUCAUAAUAGAUUCCCUAAAUCAAAAGGUAUAUGCCCAAACUGAGGAUGCAUGGUCUUUGGAAUCUCUCCAAGGCUUACUGGAGCUGCAUAAUAAGUCCAUUGGUCGGAGACGAGGAUUGUAAGGCGUCUAAUGUUAUUGGAGACCCACGGAUAUCAAGAGUUACGUUUUUCUUCUAUGCUUUGUAUAAAUGAAGAGUCAGCUUAGUAUAAAUGAAGGGUCAAGAACCUUGAUUGUCAAUGGAUAAUCUUGAGGUUACAAAUUCAUGCCAUACUGCCGAUCAUUGACUUUGAAGAGUAAACUUUGAAGCACGAUUUGUAUAUUUUGUUGAAGGACUGUUCAUCCACAAUGGCUUCUUCGUAAUGCUGGAAGGAGAAGCCUAAAGUGCAGUUCCUGUGUAAAGUAUGAGCUUGGUGUACCCUCCUGCAUACUUGACAUUUUUACUUGUAUAUCAUGAAUAAAAAAUGGUAUAGCAUAAUUAAGACCAGAGCAGUGUGACAUUUAUUACAGCCUGUAACAUCUGGGGUAGUCUCAAUUAGGAAAUCCGUUUGAGGUAUGCUUGUCCAGCUCUGUCCCUUUUGCCCUUAAGUGGGCUUAGUCCUUGACUAACGGUAUUUGUAGGUUCUUUUUCUCGUUUUCGUGUAUUACUGGUCUGGUUGUUGAUUACAAGUGUUUAUCGCAUUGCUUCUCAAUCGAACCCGAGUUGAUUUUAAGGACUUGCUUCAUUCGUCUGGCAUGUUGCUUCUAGUUUUUACUAAUCUUUUUGCCCCCUUAAUGAAAAAGGGCAGAGCAUCUGAUCUUAU
This is a messenger RNA of Neltuma alba, 3597 nucleotides long. Its product is annotated as septin and tuftelin-interacting protein 1 homolog 1-like. The transcript is spliced from 3 exons. The record is from RefSeq and is a predicted model, not a curated record. Bases 315 to 2918 code for a protein of 867 amino acids. Gene Ontology annotation, cellular component: U2-type post-mRNA release spliceosomal complex. Gene Ontology annotation, molecular function: nucleic acid binding. Lineage: Eukaryota; Viridiplantae; Streptophyta; Magnoliopsida; Fabales; Fabaceae. Gene Ontology annotation, biological process: spliceosomal complex disassembly.